AAGAAGCUCAGUUGCUGCGUGACUGUAACGAUGGCGUCCGCCUUGAGAGGAAGCUUGGUAUCAUUGGUCAAGGGUCUGAGCGGCCCCCAGUGGCAGCUGCUGGCCUCUCGUCCACUGAGUGUGUCUGCUGCUCUCUGUGGCCCCGAGGCCCCCCCGGCCCGCGCUGAUGCCACCUUUAAGGUCACCAUGUUGCCAGGGGAUGGAGUGGGACCUGAGCUGAUGACGGCUGUCAAGGACGUGUUUAAGGCAGGAGAUGUCCCGGUGGAGUUUGAGGAGUUUCGCCUGAGUGAGGUGCAGAACAUGGCCAGCGAGGAGAAGCUCGAGCAGGUUUUAACCUCCCUGAAGAUCAACAAAGUGGCCAUGAAAGGAGUAAUCCACACACCCAUGGAGUUCAAAGGGGAGCUGGCUUCAUAUGAGAUGAGACUGAGGCGUAAGCUGGACUUGUUUGCUAACGUGGUGCAUGUGAACAGCCUGCCGGGCUACAGCACCCGCCACAACAACCUGGACCUGGUCAUCAUCCGCGAACAGACCGAGGGCGAGUACAGCUCCCUGGAGCACGAGAGUGUGCCGGGUGUGAUCGAAUGCUUGAAGAUCAUCACCAGAGUGAAGUCUCGGCGCAUUGCCAAGUUCGCCUUCGAUUACGCCACCAAGAAGGGACGUAGCAAGGUCACCGCUGUUCACAAGGCCAACAUCAUGAAACUAGCUGAUGGCCUGUUUCUGCAGUGCUGUGCUGAGAUUGCAGAGCUGUACCCCAAAAUCAAAUUUGAGACCAUAAUCAUUGAUAACUGUUGCAUGCAGCUGGUGCAGAACCCGUACCAGUUUGACGUGCUGGUGAUGCCCAACCUGUAUGGGAACAUCAUUGAUAACCUGGCAGCGGGGCUGGUUGGUGGAGCGGGAGUUGUUCCUGGAGAAAGCUACAGUGGAGAGUAUGCUGUGUUUGAGACCGGUGCGCGCCACCCCUUUGCACAGGCUGUAGGAAGGAACAUUGCUAACCCCACAGCCAUGCUGCUCAGUGCUGCUAACAUGCUCAGGCACCUCAACCUGGAAUAUCACUCCAAUAUGGUGUCAGAUGCUGUCAAGAGGGUCAUCAAGCAGGGCAAGGUCCGGACCCGAGACCUUGGCGGUUACGCAACCACUAGCGACUUUGUGCGUGUUGUUACGGAAAACCUGCGUCACCGACCUGUUCGAUAAGAUGUAUCGCCACACUGCUUCCCUAAAUCUGGACAUUGUUCUUAACAUGAAGUAGACGCAUCUCCCCUCUGACAUGACAUAGUGUCACACAGUUUUUGACAAACACCAGGAGCAUCAUACUGUAUGAGGAUUAAACUGUGUGUGCAGCUCAUGAGGCUUCCUCUCAUGGAUUUGGAUCAUUAUAUCUAUAUAAUUAUUUUCAUGUUUACAUUCUUCUGAGAGUGUUUUUGUCCUUGUGCUUGUUGCGUCAGCCAUUUUACAUUACAUGUCACUUGUUCAAUGCUUUUAUCCAAAGCGACUUAUAUACUCAAUACUGUGGGCAAUCCCCACAGGAGCAAUUUGGGGUGAAGUGUCUUGCCCAGGGACACAACGACAUGCUGACUACAGUGGGUUUUGAACCUGUGACCCCCUGAUCCGCACACCAACACGCAACCCACUGCACCACACGCCUCCAUUUCAGCCUACCUCUCCACUAUCAUACAUUGUUAGAAACGGUCAACCCGGCUGCCUUUAUUUACAGAUUAUAUCGACUAAUCUUUAUUUUCGUCAUACUUCACCACCGAAUGACCUUAGUUUUAUCAAAUGUUCUCAUAAUAUCCGCUGUGACCUGAUAUACAGAAUGAUAACAGUACUGCAUCAUGACCCACUUAUACUGUAACAUUUCUGACCCACAAAUGUCUUCGUGUUUUCAAUAAAACUCUGUUCUAACAUUGCAUUGCUGUAAACUAACAUCUACAUUUUGGUUUAGUAAGUUACUGUUAGGCAAGGCCAAACCCGUCAUAUGUGUUUUACCUUGAGAUUAAUAAUACAAUUGCUAUGUUAAUAUCAAUUAAACAAAAAAUACAGUACUUUCAGGUACUACUUCAUUGACUGUCAACAAACGUUUAGGUAUUGUUAAAACAUUUGAGGUAUUGUUAUAAUUGUACAGGUUAAUAGCUAAAGAAAACCUCUGUGUGACGGCCACAGUGCCCGUAAAGCCAGUCCUGAAUUCAACAUCAAAUAUAAAACAAAAUAUACUGAAGAUUAUUUGCUUAAUUUCAUUAUUUCUUUGUUCUGUUUUAUUUAAACAUUAUUUCCAAGGUCUCAUAAACAAGUUUUGUAUCAGAUGGUUGAUGCCGGUCAAGCUGUAAGACAUUUAAACGCUGCUCUACCUCACCAGCGGUCCAUGUUUUCGUCAAAAUGUGCCAAGAUUUCAAAACAAUAAAAGAUAACGUAUUACUCA
Trematomus bernacchii (emerald rockcod) is the source of this 2413-nucleotide messenger RNA. It is a transcript of the gene idh3b, whose product is annotated as isocitrate dehydrogenase (NAD(+)) 3 non-catalytic subunit beta. The record is from RefSeq and is a predicted model, not a curated record. NCBI's taxonomy places the organism in Eukaryota, Metazoa, Chordata, Actinopteri, Perciformes, Nototheniidae. Gene Ontology annotation, molecular function: oxidoreductase activity, acting on the CH-OH group of donors, NAD or NADP as acceptor; NAD binding; magnesium ion binding. The transcript has 11 exons. Gene Ontology annotation, biological process: isocitrate metabolic process; tricarboxylic acid cycle. The coding region runs from base 31 to 1191 and encodes 386 amino acids. Gene Ontology annotation, cellular component: mitochondrion.